UGUGCGAUAAAUAAAAGGCGCUUAAGCAAACACUGCAUAUAAUUGAGAAUAAUAAUUUAAACAAAAACGAAUCAUAGCAAACCGAAAUCUAAUCCAUACAAAAUUCAAUUAUCUAGCACGCGGAUUUGUGGAUACAACAGCAAAUAAAAACCAUUGCGAACUCAACUCCAAACUGCACUCAACAUGAUGUCCUUCAAGUCGUUUAUGCUGCUUAGCUUAUCCCUCGCUGCCAUCAGUGCCUAUGUCUACGCCCAGAUAGCCCCAGGCUCGAAUGCGUACCUGCCGCCCACGAAGAAUGGCUACGACUACCCCGAGCCGCCGAAUUCCCUUAAACCCGGUCCACCUGGCAGACCCGCUGGUCCCGGCCCACGUCCACCGGCACCACCCGGCCAGCCACGCAACAUUCCCGGCCAGCCAGGCGAUGAUCAUGUGCAUAUGCCCGGCAUGCCCUACGAAUUCGAGUACGCCGUGCAGGAUCCGGAGACAGCCAACGAUUAUGCGCACAAGGCGUCCAGCGAUGGGGAUGUGGUGACUGGCGAAUACCGCGUUCAGAUGCCUGAUGGACGCACCCAAGUGGUGCGCUACACCGCCGACUGGAAGACCGGCUACCAUGCGGACGUCAGCUACGAGGGGGAGGCCACCUUCCCACAGGGACCGCAGCCGGGAGCGCGCGGUGGCGGCGGCGGCGGCGGUGCCGGUGGUUACAAGUACUAAGAGUGGAGUGGUGUGGAUUUCAUGAGAAACGUGUAAACUUUACGAUAUACGAGUACCGUACCAAUAAAAUUUAUUGAUAAACUA
This is a messenger RNA of Drosophila subobscura, 798 nucleotides long. It is a transcript of the gene Cpr50Cb, whose product is annotated as pro-resilin. Gene Ontology annotation, cellular component: extracellular matrix. The record is from RefSeq and is a predicted model, not a curated record. The transcript is spliced from 4 exons. Lineage: Eukaryota; Metazoa; Arthropoda; Insecta; Diptera; Drosophilidae. The coding region runs from base 184 to 714 and encodes 176 amino acids.